CCGGCCUCCAUCCAGCUCUCUGCCCGGCCGGGGCACCUGAUCCCCGGAUCACCUCAGCCUGUCCCCCCCCACUCGGUGUAUCACUUUUCCCGGAGCUAACGGAGGACAAACACCGGCAGGGGGCGCUGAGUUCUGUGCACGGAGCGGCGCUGCUGGGCGGAGGCAGCAGCAGGUGGGCGGUGUCUGUCUGCACCUGGGAUUCAAAGAGGCUCCCCGCUGCCCUCCCGUCUCUCCAGCAGCUGUGGGGUUUUGAACACAUUUUAAAGGUUUAAGCGUACAUUUUUGGGAGGAUCUUUUUAAGAAUGAGCUGCUACACAGUGACGCUCCCCGGCCCCGGGCCCUGGGGCUUCAGACUGCAGGGGGGCAAGGACUUCAACAUGCCCCUCACCAUCUCCAGGAUCACGCCGGGCAGCAAGUCGGCGCAGGGUAACCUGGUGCAGGGCGACGUGAUCGUGGCCAUCGAUGGGGUCGGCACGGACGGGAUGACCCAUCUGGAGGCGCAGAACAAGAUCAAGAUGGCCAACUACAACCUGGCACUCACCAUGACCAAGGCGAAGCGUAACGCUGCGAUGCCGAUACCGAGCGCCUUUCCCAUAGUCCCUCAACAACAGCCUCAGGUGAACGGCCACCUGUCGGCCUGCAGUGCCUCCCCCGGGCCUGCGGGGGCAGACUCUCCGGGCGGGGGUGCGGCGGCGAGCCCCACCCAGAGGAAGCAGUAUAACAACCCCAUCGGCCUGUACUCAGAGGAGACUCUGAGGGAGAUGGCUGCCAUUCAGGCCGGGCUGCCUGUCGGAGGCCCAUCCGAGGUGACGGCCCCCGGAGGGAAGGCCACCAAUCACGCGCAGUACAACACCCCCCCAUCAGCAUGUAACUCUCAGGACGCCAUCAUGGACGUGAUCGCAGGGCAGACGCAGGGCAUGGGGCACGACGCCGGCCUGAAGCGACAGUCUGCCGCUGGUUACAGCGUCCAGCGCAGGGUCGGAGGCUCCAGCCAAUACAGUCAGCCUCCUGCCAUGCACCAGGCUCCACAAGGCCCGCCUCCACAGCAGUACCAGCAGCCAAUGCCGCAACAGCAAUACCAGCAGCCAAUGCAACAACAACAAUACCAGCAGCCAAUGCAACAACAGCAAUACCAACAACCAAUGCAACAACAACAAUACCAGCAGCCAAUCCCGCAGCAGUAUCAGCAGCCGCCCACGCAACAGGCCCCGCCCACUCAGCAGAGCUCCAUUCAGAUCCCUCUUGGCUCCGCCCCUCCCAAGGUGGUCAGCACCGCCUGCAUCUACCCCUCCCAGCCAGCUCCACCCCCUGCUGCUCAGCCUUGCCCCCCCGCUGCUGCCCCCCCCCAACCACCCGCGGCCCCCUCCCCCUCUAACCGACCACCCUGGGUGUCCGAUACCAACUUUGCAGACAAGUUCGACCCCAGUAAGAUGACCACCACCAUGAAGGUGCAGCAGCUGCCCCAGGGCGCCCCUCCUCCACCUACAUACAACCCCAACCCCUCCUCCUCCGCACCUGCAGCUCCAAGCCCUGCCCCCGCCACACCAACCCCCGCCACCUUCACACCUGUGGCGAGGGGCGUGGCUCAGAGGGCGGAGAGAUUCGCCGCCAGCAGCCGCACGCCUCUCUGCGGGUCCUGCAACGGCGUCAUCAGGGGCCCCUUCCUGUCGGCCCUGGGCCGCUCCUGGCACCCGGAGGAGUUUCACUGCCACUACUGCCACAUGUCUCUGGCGGACGCCAGCUUCGUGGAGGAGCAGAACAACGUUUACUGCGAGAACUGCUACGAGGAGUUCUGCCCGACCUGCGCUCGCUGCAACACCAAGAUCAUGGGGGAAGUGAUGCACGCCCUGCGGCAGACGUGGCACACCACCUGCUUCGUGUGCGCCGCCUGCGGUAAACCCUUCGGAAACAGCCUCUUCCACAUGGAGGACGGGGAGCCGUACUGCGAGAAAGAUUAUAUAUCUCUCUUCAGCACAAAGUGUCACGGCUGUGACUUCCCGGUCGAAGCCGGAGAUAAAUUCAUCGAGGCUCUGGGUCACACCUGGCACGACACCUGCUUCGUGUGUGCGGUUUGCAACGUCAACCUGGAGGGCCAGCCUUUCUACUCAAAGAAAGACAAACCUCUGUGCAAGAAGCACGCUCACGCCAUCAACGUGUAGACCACCAGCCGGAGGCGACCGGCCGCACGCUGACGACUUUACUAAUGUGUGUGUAAACGCUCUUCAUGCAAAAUACACUUUGUUUUUGUGCAUUUAUUUUAAAACUACGCUGCCUGAGGAUUCAAAACAGAAACAAAAAACAGGUCAUGAUGUCCAGCCCACGUUAUUAUGUACUGUAGUGAUUUAUUUACUGUUUUCUACCAGAAACUACUUGUGUGUUCAAUGUGAAGAAGUUCUCAUAUGGAGUCUGGUGUGUGCCAAAAACAAUUAUGAUAAAUAUUUGUAUUAGUUAAUUAAUUGAUGAAUGUAAAAUAUAUACAGGUAACUAAGCUGAUAAAAGCAAGAAAUUAUACGAUAUUACAUUUAAUACUGAAAAGAAUAAUCAUUAUAAUUUUGAUAAUUAUAAGGAUUCAAAUGAAUUUACAUAUUUGUUUUAUUUAAAGCUUUAAUUUCACCCAGUGGCGAUCCUAGAGUCGGUGGGGGCCCUAUAGGCAAACAUUCACUGGGGGCCCCUCGAAGCAAGGCAACAAAACUUAAGAUGAGAAGCAGCAUUUUACGGCGCACUAUGCUUGGGGCCGCCUUGAUGGGGUUUCCCGACAUGUCGUUGCAGUAAAUUAAAGGGUGUUUUAUGUUGUCGUUGCUGUGGACCUUCUUAAUCUACCUUCUUUGGGGGCCCCCUUCUGGUCUGGGGCCCCAAGCAGUUGCCUAACUCAACUAACAAAAGUAUUUAUGAAUGUUUGGUUCAGCACUGGAAUGUAAAAAUAGAAACCACAGACUGUAGAGAAACCAAAAUGUCCUUAAACACAUGCAAAACAACUACAAAGAGAAAACAAUGAGGUAAAGACACAAAUCGGAAAAAAAUGAAAACGGCAACAUAAAUUCUUGCAUAACGAACACAGAAGAUACAAAAAAAUGCUGAACUGAUGCAAAACGACCCCUGUUCUCUGAGUAUGUAACUCUAAAGUCACCUCUAUGGGAUGUUUCUUACCCUUCACGUACAGUAGGUGCUACUAUGCAACAAAAACACUGUUAUUUUAAUAUUAAAGGUCCCCUAUUAUACUGUUUUUCAUCAAUAUAUCACAGGUCUCAGAUAUAUACAGAACCUGUCUCUGAUUGGCUGAAACACCAAACAGAUCAUUGCAGCAUACCCAUAAUCCCCUCUG
This is a messenger RNA of Trematomus bernacchii (emerald rockcod), 3322 nucleotides long. RefSeq names its product LIM domain-binding protein 3-like. The record is from RefSeq and is a predicted model, not a curated record. Gene Ontology annotation, molecular function: muscle alpha-actinin binding; actin binding. Gene Ontology annotation, biological process: heart development; muscle structure development; actin cytoskeleton organization. Gene Ontology annotation, cellular component: filamentous actin; adherens junction; stress fiber. NCBI's taxonomy places the organism in Eukaryota, Metazoa, Chordata, Actinopteri, Perciformes, Nototheniidae.